Messenger RNA from Theileria annulata, 534 nucleotides. RefSeq lists its product as uncharacterized. Lineage: Eukaryota; Apicomplexa; Aconoidasida; Piroplasmida; Theileriidae. Gene Ontology annotation, molecular function: RNA binding. The coding region runs from base 1 to 534 and encodes 177 amino acids. The record is from RefSeq and is a predicted model, not a curated record. The transcript has a single exon.
AUGGAAAAGAAUUCUAGCCGUUUAAAGGCUGUAAAUUUGACAAAGUUACAAGACUCCUAUAAAAGAUACGUUCGCGUAGUUCCACGGCAACUGAGGGUAAAGGAACUGUCUGAUAGCUGGCACUCGCGUACACCUGAUUAUAGGUUAAACCUAACGCACUCAAAGUGGAAUAAGAGGUUAAGCAAUUGGCGCAAACUUGUACACCGUUGGGACCGCAUUAGCGACGCCCAGUGUGAUUUAUUAUCAGACUGCUUAAAGCGUGGUGAUCUUGAGGGAUUUGUGUCCAUUUGCGAGUCGAGCAAUAAGGAGUCGGUUGAUUUUGACGUCUGUGACCAUUUACUUGGCCAGCAUACCGCCGAUUUAUAUUAUCCAAUAAUUUAUAAGCCUUUCUGGUUCAAAGGCGAUAUUAACAGUAACGGGUUCCAAACGGUGGAUGAAACUACAUUUUUAAACAAGUCUGAACAGAGUUUAAACGGUUUGGAUAAGCCUUUUUGCGAUAAUUUUAUCUCCACCUAUACCAACUCGAGAUUAUAA